Megalops cyprinoides (Indo-Pacific tarpon) is the source of this 1040-nucleotide messenger RNA. Its product is annotated as ATP synthase F(0) complex subunit B1, mitochondrial-like. The record is from RefSeq and is a predicted model, not a curated record. Lineage: Eukaryota; Metazoa; Chordata; Actinopteri; Elopiformes; Megalopidae. The transcript has 7 exons. Gene Ontology annotation, biological process: proton motive force-driven ATP synthesis. The coding region runs from base 119 to 871 and encodes 250 amino acids. Gene Ontology annotation, molecular function: proton transmembrane transporter activity.
CCGCCAUUACGGACUGUGCUUCUCCCGGAGGAAGGGCAAGCAGUCAGGCCGAGAGAAGUGUGAAGGAAAGCGGUGAAGAAGUGAUUGGAGUUCGCCCUUUCCGACGCAGAUACUAGACAUGCUGUCUAGACUGGCAUUAGUUUCAGCCUCAGCGCUGAAAAGCAGUGGGCCUCUGGGAGCAGGCCUUGUUCAGGCGUCCCGCUCCAUCGGCACAUCUCCCCAGAGCCUGGCGCCCGUGCCCCCGCUGCCUGAGAAGGGGGGCCAGGUCCGUCAUGGUAUUAUCCCGGAGGAGUUGUUCCAGUUCCUGUACCCCAAGACUGGAGUUACAGGUCCUUACAUGCUGGGUACGGGCCUACUGCUGUACCUGCUCUCCAAGGAGAUCUACGUCAUCAACCACGAGACCUUCGCCGCUGCCUCCAUAGGCAUAGUCAUUGUCUACGGCAUCAAGAAGUUCGGGCCCAGCGUGGCAGCUUUCGCUGACAAGCUGAACGAGGAGAAAGUGUCCAAGGCCCAGGAGGUGAAGGAUUUGGCCGUGAAGAGUCUGACUGAGGCCAUCGAGGAGGAGAAGAAGGAGCAGUGGAGGGCUGAAGGACGGCAGAUGCUCUUCGACGCCAAGAGGAACAAUGUGGUCAUGCUGCUGGAGACCAAUCACAGGGAGCGCCUGCACAUGGUGACCAAUGAGGUGAAGAAGAGGCUGGACUACCAGAUCGACGUGCAGAACCUGCACCGGCGCCUGCAGCAGGAGCACAUGGUGGACUGGGUGGAGAAGAACGUCAUCAAGAGCAUCACUCCCCAGCAGGAGAAGGAAAGUAUUGCCAAGUGCAUCACAGACCUGAAAAAGCUGGCCCAAACUGCCAAGGCCACUGCUUGACCUGCUGUAGUCCUCAGGGAAGUCCCCCCCACCCCUGGACAGAAGUGACCGCUGUGUCAUUGGCACCAGCCACGCUUCAUCCUAAAUCUAAACUAAGACAUAGAUUGUCUCACGUUUGACUGUAUAUACAUGUCCAUUCAAGUAAUAAUAAUAAAAACGUUCAGUUGUA